AGCAUAUUUAUUCGAGAAAAAUCCGUCAAAGGUCUCCAACGGAUUCUUCCUUCUCGGGCUCCGUCUCCUCCCUCGUGUCGGAUCGUAAGAUAAUCCGCGGAGAAAACGAGCGAGGAUUUUUCUCGCCCGUUCUUACGUCACCGACAAUGCACGCUCGCGGGACGCCGCGCUUAUAAUAUCAUUCGGUCGCGCGUACUCGAAGCCGCAGGGCUCUCUCCUCCGCGGGAUGUCGUCCUUCGUGCAAUUUUCGUUGCAGACGAGAUGGUGCGAUCUUCUGUGCCUGUGUGUCCUGCUGGUAUUCGCGCAGCAGCGUCGCGCUGUCGCCGCGGACAACGCGAACAGACCGUACGAGUUCUCCUUCAACAUCGUUGACUUCCAGCACAGAUACGAGAAGAAAGAUGCCGAGGGACUCAUUACCGGAGAAUACGGUUUCAUCACGGCCGACGGCGUUUAUCACGAGACUGGAUACGCCACUGACAAAAACGGCGACUUUAUCAUCACCAGACAAAGAAACCGGAAAAUAACGAGUUUAAAAGACGCGCAAGAAAUAUUCAAGGACCGACCGGAAGCGGCGAAGAAGUUGCUGGAAGCCGUGGCGAAAGCCUGCGCCGGCUGCAAGAUCCCGAUACCCCGAAAACAGGAGGACAAUCGGCCGAAACCUGCAAAGGUGACCACGGAAUCGCCGCUACAGAAAAAAAUGGAUCCGAUAAUAAAGCAGAUGAUGAGGACGUUGACGGAAACCGUGAAACGAGCGAAUAUAACAUCUUCCAAGAGUUUCCUUCCAAAAGGAAAACCUCAUAUUAUCCAGAAGGAAGACAGUGCGAAAGCGAAGAGCCAGCCGACGGGAGACAUUGUGACGAGCAUGGUGCGAGCUGCGAAGAAGCUGCUGUCCGAAGAUAAGAAAAUCGUCGUGAGCGAUCGGGUUCUGGAAAAGAUGGCAAACGAUCUGUACUAUCGGUUCAACUACACGAUAACGUCGCACGGCCAUAACGAGGACGGCUAUCGCGACGGAAGGAAGAACGGUAGUUAUCGGUCGCUGAGUGAAGACGGUGUCGACACGCAAGUGAGGUACCUGUCAAACGAAUUCGGACAUCAGCCCAACAUCACGUUCUUUCCGCAAGCGAACACGACCAGCGAGAAGCACGGCCUCAAAGGAUACUUGUUUCGUUGGUACUGGUCGUGAGGUCACUCUCUCACGUAAUUCCAAUUUUUAUCUCAAAAUUUUUAGCCGCCAUCUUUUCCACAGCUAUUUUCUACAACACUAACCUACAUAUGUAUUUAAGUGUUUUUUAAUAAAAAUAUAAGGUAAACUCAGACAAUAUACGUAAACAAAUGUGAUGUUUCACUAAAUUUGUCUUCAAUUUCUAACAGGAAUUCUAACAAGAUCGCGCACUCGGCGUGCGAAACAAAAAGCAGUUAAACCGGUCAAAAAUUCGGUCAGAAUUACUUUUGCGUUUGCGUAAAUAUAUAUACAGCAAUAAACACAUGUGAUUUAUAUACAGAGAAGUCAAGCGUUCAGCAUUCGCUUGCAUCGGCCAGAUGUUUCAAAGAUGAUAAGACAAAAUUCAUCUUCCUAGGGAACAAACAAUGAUUAAACUGUCACAUAAAUAACGGGAGAUAGCGGGUUACGAUAGUAAAGUUUUAUACGAUGCUGAAAUUUCGUUCUACAAAAGUAUUUUAUUCCUAGAUUUUGCGUGAUUGCUGUUUUUCCCGAAGCGUUACGGUCGCGCGUAAGACGGGGCCUGUA
This is a messenger RNA of Pseudomyrmex gracilis, 1747 nucleotides long. It is a transcript of the gene l(3)mbn, whose product is annotated as protein lethal(3)malignant blood neoplasm 1. The transcript is spliced from 5 exons. Gene Ontology annotation, molecular function: structural constituent of chitin-based larval cuticle. Gene Ontology annotation, cellular component: chitin-based extracellular matrix. The record is from RefSeq and is a predicted model, not a curated record. NCBI's taxonomy places the organism in Eukaryota, Metazoa, Arthropoda, Insecta, Hymenoptera, Formicidae. Bases 227 to 1183 code for a protein of 318 amino acids.